AUGAAUCGCCAGGAGCCAGCCCCCCAAAACCCAAUUCCCGAGGGCACCGUUCCCAUCCGACACGCUCCGGGGAGCAGGAAGUGUUCAGCGAUCUCUCCUGAUGCUCCUCGUGAUUCUCACAGGAGACAUUUUGCCUCUUUUUUAACAGUGUGCUGUUUUUUUAGGGAGCAGAGAGAGAGAACUGUGGGGACCAGGAGGAGAGGACCCAAAGCCAAAGGACUCGUUGAGCAGGACAUCAUCCACACCAUGGAUCUCCGCAGCGCUCACAAGACUCCGGAGCAACCUCCGCCUCGCCUGCGUCUCUCCCUGCUCCCCGAGGACGAGGAUGAGGAAGAGGAUGAGGACGAGGAUGAGGAAGAGGACGAGGAUCGAGACCCACAAUAUCGAGAGAGCGAACCCAGGAGGUCGCAGCACACGUGCCUGGACUCCAACCCUCCGAGUCCCACACAGGAGGACUGGGAAGAGGAGGAGGAGGAGGAGGACAAUGUAGAAAGUGGAGAGGAUGGAGAGGAAGAGGAGGAGGAGGAGAAAGAGGAGACAAUAGAGAAGAGCGUCAGUCGGUCGCCCGGUAGAAUCCAAUCAGCAUCGCGAGCCAGUUUACUCAUCUCGUGGUCACCGGGCCGUGGUCACCGGGCCGUGGUCACCGGGCCGCGGUCACCGGGCCGCGGUCACCGGGCCGCGGUCACCGGGCAUGCAACCGAAACCCUCAAAGCACGGCAUGUCCUCCAUCCCGAGCGGAUUAAAGAGCUCCGGUCGACCCGUUACAGGCUGAGCGGGUGAAGGUUUCAGGCUCGGAGUGAGACACGGACGUCACCCUCAACUCCCUCACGGUGACCUUCCGAGAGGCGAGGGUGCCCAAGGGCUUCUUCAGAGACUGAGGCCAGGAGGCGUGACGUCCGGACUGGGUUUUUGGUGGCGUGGAGAUGUUGACGGAGGCGCCGCCGCCGCCGUCUGGAUUUCCUCUCGCUCUGCUCUUCCCACAUCGCCUGCUACUUCCUGUCUGGCCUGCAGUCACCAGGACGUACGCCGAGCUGAGGCUCGGACACGACGGCCAGAUGCAGGUCGGCGCUUCCAGAGAGCAGCUGACGUCCUGUUGUGCAUCUGUUGGUCAUGUGACAUCGUAGCUGAGUUCAGUGAGUUGUUGAUGUUGGUUAUAACAGCUUUAUUACACACUACCCGUCAACACUUUUAGAACACCUCAAUUCUCCCAGUUUUUUAUUGAGAUGUGAGCAGUUUAAGUAAAAAGUUUUGGUUACCAAAAACUGAAAAAUAAUGUACAUUUGAGAGUUAUACAAAAAGGCCUUUUUCUGGUAACAAGUAAUGAGUUAAUAACCUGCAGCUGUUCUGCAAGUUCAGGAAGUAAAUUUAACUUUGAAAGUUGAUGCUAACAAUUCCGACAGGUGUCUCAACUUGUGUUGAUUACCGUCUGUAUCAAAGCCGUGUGGUAACAGACUGUUACUACACCCUCUGAAGCUCUAUUCAAUUCAGUUUAUUUGUAUAGCCCAAUUUCACAAAUUACAAAUUUGUCUCAGAGUGCUUUACAAUCUGUACACAUAGACAUCCCUGCCCCAAAACCUCACAUCGGACCAGGAAAAACUCCCAAAUAACCCUUCAGGGGGAAAAAAAGGGAAGAAACCUGCAGGAGAGCAACAGAGGAGGAUCCCUCUCCAGGAUGGACAGAUGCAAUAGAUGUAAUGUGUACAGAUGGACAGAUUUAGAGUUUAAAUACAUUCAAUGAAUGUGACAGAGUGUAUGAAUAUGUGGACAGUGUUGUACUACAGGAAGUUGUCCUACAGGAAGUCGUAUAUUGCUCUUAUAAUGGAAAGAAAAAGGCAAUUAACAAAGGUAUAUUUAUGUAUAUUUAUUUAUCCUUUAAAGAUACCUGUGUGGUCUGAAUGUAUAUUUAUUCAUCCUUUAAAGAUACCUGUGUGGCCUGAAUAUAUAUUUAUUUAUCCUUUAAAGAUACCUGUGUGGCCUGAAUGUAUAUUUAUUCAUCCUUUAAAGAUACCUGUGUGGCCUGAAUGUAUAUUUAUUCAUCUUUUUUGGACCUGUAUAGAAUAUAUUUCUAUGGUAAUACUAAAAUAAAUGUUGCUCAU
Messenger RNA from Pseudoliparis swirei, 2096 nucleotides. RefSeq names its product chromobox homolog 7b (gene cbx7b). Gene Ontology annotation, cellular component: PRC1 complex. The transcript has 3 exons. NCBI's taxonomy places the organism in Eukaryota, Metazoa, Chordata, Actinopteri, Perciformes, Liparidae. Bases 1 to 780 code for a protein of 259 amino acids. The record is from RefSeq and is a predicted model, not a curated record. Gene Ontology annotation, biological process: negative regulation of transcription by RNA polymerase II.